Molecule: messenger RNA, 8676 nt
Organism: Acanthopagrus latus (yellowfin seabream)
Lineage: Eukaryota; Metazoa; Chordata; Actinopteri; Spariformes; Sparidae
Gene: brwd3
Product: bromodomain and WD repeat domain containing 3
Exons: 40
Coding region: 1394-6778 (1794 amino acids)
Biological process (GO): regulation of cell shape; regulation of transcription by RNA polymerase II; cytoskeleton organization
Cellular component (GO): nucleus
Molecular function (GO): protein binding
Source: RefSeq, a predicted model, not a curated record
UUAGACACUCAGCAUGCACAACCAAUACUAAUCUUCCAGUUAUGCACUUCCUCCUUUGACCACGGUGACACAAGUCUUGUCAGUGUCAGAUAAUAAUAAUAAAAAAAUGAACCAUUGGAUGUUUACUUUCAGUUUCCAAGUAACUUGUGACAUCACCUUGGUUGUUAGUCAAGUCUCAGACAUGUUCUCAAAAUUUCCAUGACUUUUUUUUUAAGCAAAUGAAUAUCAGAGGAAAAAAACAGAGCAAAUGUAGGUUACUCAAAUGUUUUUACUUGUUCUGUCAGGUUUUAAUUUUCAAGGAAUUUUUGGUUUUUGCAGGAUGCAGGCUUCAACUUCACAGCCGUGUCACUUUGAGGCUAUCUUAGAGCUUCAGAUAGUCUCAGUGCAAUUUGACAUAUAGGAAAGUUUACAUUUGUGAAUCAUAUACCAUUAUUAUAAUAUGGGAUGGGCCAUUUAAAUACAUCAUGUACGUAAGUAUUGUUUCGGUUACUCUCCUGUGUCAUCUUUAAAAGGAAUACAGAUAUUGUCACAGCCACAUCUGAAUGAACUGAAAUAGUUACAUAAACACUGUGUAUCAAAAUCACAGGCAUCUUCCAGUUAAUGAUAUAGAUCAUCAUAUUUUUCGCGAUGUUAUUCUUUAUUUGUUAACCUUAUAAAUGUAUGAUUUUACCACUUUACACUAUAACCUCAAGAUUUUCUUUGUUCCCAUUAAGGUCACGUAGGCCUCUUCCAAAAUUAAACCCAGAUGCUCUCCUGGAGCGAUCGUCCUCACAUACAGCUACAGCACCACAACAGGAAAGUAGUUUUUUCAUACAACAGAAAAUGAAUAAAUAAAUAAGAUUUUCACAACACAUUCAACUACAUGUACAGCAUGCCGGCUACUGUGUAUGUAUGUAGCUUAUAUGACAGCAACAUGUUGUAAACUUCAGGGUAAACAAUGUUUUUUGCAUUCACAAGUUGAAACUGGCCACCUAAAAAAGAAAAUUCUGAAAACUAUGGAUGGUAUUUCACCCCAGUUGAGUUCACAGAAGACAAAGGGAGUUCAAUGUAAAUAUCUCUCUCACCGUUUUCACAGGCCACUGAAAAUAAAACCAUAUCUGACUCAAAUAUCUGCGCUUCACACUGUGUAUUUGAAUAUUUAAAUAGUCAUGCUUACCAUAUUUAUUCGUUUUAAAUAAAAAAUAAAAAAUAAAAAAAACAGUGUCCAGUAUAGCAUUGUUUCACUUGAGGGCGCUAACACAAAGCACCAGGUGGUCCGGGAACAACUUGAGAAAGGAGGAGGCCAUUCACUAGCCUGUUUUAGCUACACACACCUAGCUACUGUUAGCUAGCCGGCGGCUAACGAGCAAGCUAAAACAUCAGUCUGUCUUAAUGUCGCCCGUCUUAUCAAGUGAUGGCAAGAGAACAGUGUUCACAAACUGAAGCGGAACUGUAUUACCUCAUCGCCAGAUUUCUGCAGUCGGGACCUUGUAAAAAAGCAGCACAGAUUCUGAUCGAGGAGCUGGAGGAGUAUGAGUUGGUCCCUGAACGAUGGAGUUGGGACGGGAAGAAAUACAAACGGACCUUCCAAGACUGGGUGAUUUUGAACCAGCACAUUCCUGCGGACUAUCUGCUCCGUGUUUGCCAGCGGAUAGGCCCUCUUAUAGAGAAGGAGAUCCCACCUAGUGUUCCUGGAGUCCAAACACUUUUGGGACUGGGGAGGCAGUCUUUGUUGCGUACAACCAAAAGUUGUAGCCACAAAGUAUGCAGUGGUUCAGCUGUGGCUGCACUCCAUCGAGGACGUCCACCAGAACCUCCAGUCAGCAAUGGAGGUCCUCCAAAUGUUGUGUCCAUCAUGGGUGCUCGCCAGGCCACAGGCUUGGCUCGUAUCGGCCAGGCCCUGCCGUCUUCCACCUACCAACACAUGAAGAUACACAAACGUAUUCUCGGACACCUUUCUUCAGUGUACUGCGUGGCCUUUGAUCGCACCGGUCGUCGGAUAUUUACGGGUUCUGAUGACUGCCUGGUGAAAAUCUGGGCCACAGAUGACGGCCGGCUCCUGGCAACACUCCGCGGCCACUCUGCAGAGAUCUGUGACAUGGGCGUCAACCAUGAGAACAGUCUCCUUGCCUCAGCGAGCUGUGACAAAACCAUCAGAUUGUGGUGCUUACGCACUUGUGCACCCAUCACUGUUCUGCAGGCCCAUGGUGCCUCCAUCACAUCCAUACAGUUUUGUCCUGCUGUCAAAGGGACGACGCGGUACUUGGCUUCCACCGGCGCAGACGGCAUGGUGUGUUUCUGGAAGUGGCACUCCGUCAGCAUGAAAUUCAAUGAUCAACCAGUCAAAUUUGUUGAGCGGUCGCGUCCAGGAGUACAGGUCUCUACUUCCUCAUUCAGCAGUGGUGGUAUGUUCAUGGCUACUGGUGGCACUGAUCAUCUGAUCAGGGUUUACUACCUUGGCGCUGAAACUCCGAUGAAGGUCUCUGAGAUGGACGCUCACACGGAUAAAGUUGUUGUCGUUCAGUUUAGCAAUAACAGUGACAGCCUAAGGUUUGUGAGUGGCAGUCGAGACGGCACAGCGAGGAUCUGGCAUUACCAGCAACAAGAGUGGAAGAGCAUCACUUUAGACAUGGCUGCCAGGCUGCCUGGGAGUGCUGUUGCCAGUGGGGAUGAUAAAACCAAGCUGGUGGUGACCAUGGUGGCCUGGGACCGUGCAGAUAGCACCGUCAUCACAGCAGUGUCAAACUACCUGCUCAAAGUGUGGAGCACAGCCUCUGGACAGCUGCUACAUAUUCUAUCUGGUCAUGAUGACGAGGUGUUUGUGUUGGAGGCUCACCCAUUCGACUCCCGCAUCAUGCUAUCUGCUGGCCAUGAUGGCAACAUUUACAUGUGGGACUUGACCAAAGGAUCCAAGAUCCGCAACUUCUUCAACAUGAUUGAGGGGCAAGGCCACGGUGCUAUUUUUGACUGCAAGUUCUCAGCUGAUGGGCAACACUUUGCCUGCACUGACUCACACGGCCAUUUGCUCAUCUUUGGCUUCGGCUGCAGCAGACCAUACGAGAAGAUUCCCGACCAGAUGUUCUUCCACACGGACUACAGACCUCUUAUCCGUGACGCUAACAACUAUGUGCUGGACGAGCAGACGCAGCAAGCCCCACACCUCAUGCCUCCGCCAUUUCUGGUGGAUGUUGAUGGGAAUCCUCACCCCCCUCAAUUUCAGCGCCUGGUGCCAGGAAGAGAAAGCUGCAACGAGGAGCAGCUAGUGCCCCAGCUUGGAUACAUGGCUAACAGUGAUGGAGAGUUGGUUGAGCAGGUGCUUGGCCAGCAAACGGCAGAUAACAGAGAAAGCUUACUGGACAGUCUCAUCAGGCAGCUGCAGAACGAGCAGGACGUGCUUCAGAUGGCAGAACCGCAGGCCGAUGAGGCAGAAGCUGAUGAUGCUGCAGAUGUGGUGGUCUCCUCUCCAGCUGAUGAUUCACACAGAAGUGGGCAGGUGGACGGGGUGUGGCAGAUGCAGCAUAAUGCCUUGCGUAGUCAAGUGGCCACCGAGAGGGACCUGCUGGCCUGGAGCCGCAGAGUGGUGGUCAACGAGGUGCCGCAAGGGACGUUCAGAGUUUUGGAGGAGUGCAGAAAAGCCAAAGGUGACAUUGAAUGUUCUUUAUACAAUGCCGAGAGGAAGAAGAAACCAGCAGCCUGCACACCCAAGAGCGAUCUGCUGACCACUCGACUGCGCUCACUGAGGCCAAGCAAGAAAAAGCAGCAGCACCACGCCUAUCAGACCCGUUCAGCUCAAGUCCGCCGUCCAGGGACCAGGAGUCGAAACGGCAGCAACCGGCGCAACCCUGACAGCCAGGUAGACUCUGACAGUGAUGGAGAGGCAGCAGAACAGGCAGAGCAAAGCGAGGCGUCAUCUGAUGGUGAAGCUCAGUGGCAGAGUGAAAGCAGCUCCAGUGAUUCCUCCAGUGAAUAUUCCGAUUGGACUGCCGAUGCCGGGAUCAACCUCCAGCCGCCCAAACGAUCAACCAGGAGGCCCGUACAACCUCAAGGCUACAGCAGCUCUGAGGAGGAAGAGGGCGAUGACAAGGCGAAAGAGGCCAAGAAGAAGGAAAAUGAGAAGAGGAAGAAACCCAAGGAGACCAAACAAAAACCCACGUCCUCUCUGGCUGGACUUGAUGCGGAGGAGUGGCUGCCGCCAUCAUGGAUAAUGGAGACCAUCCCACGCCGCUCUCCUUUUGUUCCUCAAAUGGGAGAUGAGCUCAUCUACUUCAAACAGGGUCAUCAGGCCUAUGUCCGGGCCGUCCGCAGGGCCAAGGCCUACAGCAUCAACCCUCAGAAACAGCCCUGGAACAGACUUGACCUCAGGGACCAGGAAUCUGUGAAGGUGGUUGGAAUCAAAUAUGAGGUGGGACCUCCGACCCUCUGCUGCCUAAAACUGGCUUUCUUGGACCCAGUCUCAGGGAAGAUGACCGGCGACUCCUUCUCCUUAAAGUACCACGACAUGCCUGAUGUCAUAGAUUUCUUGGUGCUGCUGCAGUUUUAUAACGAGGCUAAAGAGCACAACUGGCAGCCAGGUCUGAGGUUCCGCAGCAUCAUCGACGACGCCUGGUGGUUCGGCUCUGUGGAGGACCAGGAGCCUCUGCAGCUGGAGUAUCCAGACAGCCUGUUUCAGUGCUACGCAGUGAAGUGGGAUAAUGGUGAGCGCGAGAAGAUGAGUCCCUGGGACAUGGAGCCGAUUCCUGAGGAAGCUGCGUUGCCAGAGCAGGUUGGUGAUGGCGUGGAGGUGGCAGAGGAGGAGCUGAAGGCUCUUCUUUACACGCCUCAGGAAGGAGAGUGGGGCGCCCACACACGAGACGAAGACUGCGAGAGAGUCAUCCGCGGCAUCGAUCAGCUUCUUACACUGGAGGUAGCCAAGGCAUUCACGUCACCAGUAAAUCUGCGGGACUACCCUCUGUACUGCACUGUUGUCGCUUACCCCACUGACCUCAGCACCAUCCGCAAACGGCUGGAGAACCGCUUCUACAGGCGGAUUUCAGCGUUAAUGUGGGAGGUGCGCUACAUUGAACACAAUGCCCGCACUUUCAACGAACCCCAGAGCCCCAUAGUAGCAUCCGCCAAGGUGGUGACUGACGUUCUCCUGCACUACAUCGGGGACCAGAGCUGCACCGACAUCUUGGAUCUGCAUCACAAACUGAAGUCUGAGAUCAGCAGUGGAGGAGAAGCGACAGCUGAUUUGGAUGUGGACUCGGACACUCCAGGCACAUCCUCUGGACAUCGGGGAGGGAACCAGAAUUCUCAGAAGCGAGGUGUGGUUUUGAAUGUGAAAGCGUGGAGAGGUCAGUGCCGAGAGCUGUUGCGCCGAAUGAUCACCUCGCCAGAUUCAGAACCGUUCAGGCAGCCUGUGGAUCUGUUUGAGUACCCGGACUAUCGAGACAUCAUUGACACUCCGAUGGACCUGAGUACAGUGUCAGAGACGCUGUGUGAGGGGAACUAUGAAAAUCCGAUGGAGUUUGCCAAAGACGUGCGCCUCAUUUUCAGCAACUCCAAAGCGUACACACCGAACAAGAAAUCACAGAUCUACACAAUGACCCUCAGCUUGUCAGCCUUCUUUGAAAAGAACAUCAUCUCCAUCAUCUCCGACUACAAGUCCGCCUGUCAGAAUGAGCGGCGGGCUCGUCAGAGACUCAGUUACAGGGACAGAUUGCACAACGGAGGCAGCUCGCCACCUAUUAGUCCAUCCCCCAGUCCUAAAGGGAAGCACAAGUCAGGGAAGGUGUCAAAGCCAAAAAAAUCCCAGACCUCAACCAAGAAUCGCUCUCAGAGACCAUAUCAGGCUCAUCAAAGCAGCAGUGUAGCAGAGGAAGAGGACAUCCAGCCUUCUUCCCCAAGUUCAGGGACGAGCAGCGAGGGCAGAAACCAAGGGCCUCAUCGGGUGACUCGCAGCCAAGCUACUCCAGUGAAGAAGUCAGGGCAACAGCGUAACCUACAUCUAAGUAACGGCUCCAGACAGCAGCACAGUCGAGGGGCGGUGCAGUCUGACGAUGACGACGACGACGAGGGGGAGGAAGAGUCCGGAUCCAACAGCUCAUCGUCGGAGUCCUCCUCCAGCUCGUCAUCCUCUUCUUCCUCUUCAUCGUCAGACAGCGAGGACAGCUCCGAUUCUGAGGUGGAGAAGUACGUGGAAGGUGGAGAUCACGACUACAGUAAAGCACCCUGCCUGUCGGUACGGCUCUCAGCUAAGGGUAAGGUGGCGGCCUCAGGGAAACGGAGACACAAAGGAGGAGAGGACGCAGCACAGAGACCUAAAAAAGCACGAAUGCAGCUGCCAGUGAAGGUGGAGGAGGAGGAAGAGGAGGAGGAAGACGAUGAGGAGGACGAAGAGGAUGAAGAGGAAGAAGAGGAGGAGGAGGAGGAAGAGGAGGAGGAACAGCAGCAGCAGCAACAGGUGGAUGUAAGACAAGAAGAGGACGAGGGAGAGGAGGAGGAGGAGGAGCCAGACGAGGAGGAGGAACCUGAGGAGGAGGAGGAAGAAGAAGAAGAGGAGGAGGAGGAGGACAACUCUGAUGUGCAGAGAGGAGCAGCAGCAGCAGCAGCUAGCACUCCGAGAGGCAACCAGUGCAAGUCUCGACGGGUGAGCACACGCAACCAGGGCCGCAGGACAGUUCUGUACAGGGACGACUCAGAGGACGACGGCCACGGGUCGAAGGAAGACCCUCUCAACCUGGGUCGGUCUCGCUCAGGACGGGUACGCCGCAUGACUGAGAAGGCACGCGUCAGCCACCUCAUGGGCUGGGGUCACUAACACGACGCUCAUACACAAACCUCAAGACUGUCAUGAGUAAAACUUCAGGGAUUUUUUUUCUUUUUUUUUGUAAAGGUGUAUAUAUGAUAUAAAUAUAUAUAUGUGAUUUUUUUUUUUUUAAAAUCUGAGACGGCUUAUGACUCUCGCCAGAAAGCUGGUCCUCACAAUGUGUCGCCAAGGAGGUCGACAGAGCUACUGUUUAACAAGGACCCUCUCCAACUGGACUAACUCACCUCGGCCUUACCGCUCGCCGGAGGAGCCUUCGAGACACUGCUCCUCCUCUCCUCCAUCAUGUCCAGAACUUAACACUAUAACCCCUCCUUUCCUGCACCUCUCUCAACUUUUUCUUACUCCUGGUCACCAAAGAAGGAUGCGGAGAUGCCAAAAAAAAAAAAAAAAAAAAAAUGGUGCUCACGUUUUAUUUCUCAGUUGUUUUUUUUCUCAACGAGUAAUUUAACAAGAAAACUCUUCGUGCUAGUGGUCACCAGUUCCGUCACGACCACCGUGAAAAACCGCGUGCAGUAUCACUCAAGGUUACUGAUGUCAACUCUUUUGGUCUUUCCUCACAACCCACAAGCCUUAGUUUUUCAGAGCUCGCAUCAGUCAGAUGUUGUGGGCGAUCAAGGCGAGUAGAUUGGGCACUAGCAAUACCGAGGAAUCACAGUGACAGCACCACAGUCAUAUCCCAGCUCCUACAGAUCAUGGUGUGAAUGUUAAAUGUUUUCCCUGCUUUCCUUUUGCUGGUGUCGACUGUUUUUCAGCUAUUUAAAUCAUGUUUAGAAUCAGAUUUUUUUUUUUUUUAAGGUUAAAGUUGAUUUUAUUUUCUUUUUCUUGGGUAAAAAAGCCACUGCAUUGUGUUUUGUAUUUGUACAUCCUGAUCGAUAAUUCAUGGUCGCCUCCAUCACACCCUCUCCACCCAGCAUGUGCAAAAAGCAAAAAGGGGUUCCUGGCAUACUCUCCUUCUUCCACAGAAAUAUUUAUUUUUCCAUUGUAUUAUAUUGGGGUGACAUUAGCUAUUUCGUACGUUCGUAUUGAUGAGGAAAAGGAAAUAUUUGCACAUUUAUCUACUCCACAUGGCAGCUGAGUAAUAAAGAUGUUAGAACAAGAGAAUUGAGAUGAAAGCACUCAUGAUUUCUUUGUUUAGAUUGCUUAAACUGUGCCAGCACACAUAAAUUCAGUCUUUAUUUUAUUUUUUUGUUUGAAGAUCAGCCUGUGUAUCAUGAAGCCCUGGACUGAUUUAUUUUUUUAUUGUUUUUGGUAGAUCAGUGCACUCAUGAUUGCUUUUUUUUCUUUCUCAUAAUAUACUACAAUCAGAAUCACUGUCUGUUUUUUCCUGCCUGGUUGAAUGAGUGAUUCCUGGAAGUGUUUCUAAAAAAAAAAAAAAAAAAAUCUAGUGGAGCUACAUCAAAAUGCAUACAUCAGUAAUGUUUACUUUAAAGUGUGUGCAGUCGCUGGUCAGUAAAUCACUUGAUUCAAUCAGGACAACAACAAAAAAAAAAAAAACAGGAACUCGGGCUCUCAAGUUCUCAUUUCAACACUGGGUGCUCUAAUCCAAACCCACCUCCUCAUUACUCUGCCUCUGUGUGGUCAUAAGAGAGAGGGUUCUCAGAGAUAAAAACACACAAAUCAGCAUCUAGGGUGCUCCGAGCGUCAGCAUUAAAAAGCAUCUAGAAAUUAUUAUUCUGAGUGGGAGAAGACUAAGAUUCACAUUUUGGAAUCUUAUUUUCAUAUAGUAGCCGGCUCUUAGUCUCGCCUCAAAGCAUCAGAUUAGUGGAUGGCAAAUACAACAAUAACAUUCUACUCUAGGUGGAAUAUGUGACUGUCUUUUAUACGCGAUGUUUUGAUUGUAUGUGUUUUUCUUUUUUUUUUUUUUAAAUAAAAAAUUGGAUUUCUCAGAA